Molecule: messenger RNA, 2876 nt
Organism: Spirodela intermedia
Lineage: Eukaryota; Viridiplantae; Streptophyta; Magnoliopsida; Alismatales; Araceae
Source: the annotation of a GenBank genome assembly
AUGGAUCUGAUAAAGGCGAGGGGCACUCGCCGGCCCUCUCCCCCGCCGGGGCCUAUAAAAGGGAAGCUCCACCGCCGCCGCCCGCCGGCACAGCGGCGAGCCGGCGAAGGGUUCCUGCCACAAAUGGGCCUCCCCGCGCCGUCGAGGUUGCUGGCGCUGGCGGCGCUCGCCGCCUGGCUCUGCGUGUGGACGCUGAAGCCGACGCCGGCGUGGAAGAUCUGGUGGCACGGCGCCGAGGACUGGGCUGGCCGCUGGCUCCUCCGCGAUGUUGGUGAUCCCCGCCGCCCGCCAUGGCUCCUCAGAGUUUUCUCUCCUCCUCGCUUCUGGGUCUUCUCUGAUCCUCGCCUUUUAUAUCGCAGGCCUCUACGUGCUGGUUUUCAGCUUUCCUCCGCUGACGGCGGCGGCGAUGGCGUACCUUCACCUCCAUCUCCUGUCCAGAGAAGGGAGGAGGAUCCGGCAAGGCCACUCUCCUCCAUGACCACCUCUUCGCUGCCUUUGAACGGCUCCAUUCUCUCUCUCAAAACCUGCCAUUUUUUUUGGGAUCCUGUCAGCGGGCGGCGACCGGGAUGGAUGCCCGCCAUGUCGAACCCAGUCUUCGUGCUGAACCCGCUCGGCAUGGUUUCGGCGUUUGAGCUCCUCAUGGCGGCGCUGUUCGCCACACUGCUGGCGUGGACCUUCUUCUGCGGCAUUGCCCGCGACUUCAAGAAGUCAACGGCGGAGAAGUUCCUCCGCCUCCAUCUCAGCAGGUCAAUCGCCGCCGCCGUCGCUCCCUCUCCUCGCCCCGCCGCUGCCCUCUUCUGAGCCCUCCUUCCCGAUGCGAUUGCAGCCUGCAGGUGAAGGUGAUGCAGGUGGGGACCAGGAUGGGCUCGCUGGCGGAGAUCUGCCUGGCCGUCCUUCUCUUCCCCAUUCUGAGGAAGAUGGCGGUGCUCAAACUGGUCGGCGUUCAGUUCGAGUCCGCCGUCAGAUACCACGUCUGGAUUGGGAAUCUGCUGACCCUCCUAGCGGCGGCGCACGGCGCCGCCGUCAUGUCCGUCUGGGCUUCCAAGGGCACGCUUCUCAGCGAGGUGGCGUCUCCGAUCAAAGUCAAACUCUUCUCUAAUCAGAAAACAAGAUUCUUCCUCUCCGAUUCUAGUCAAACUGCAAUCUUUUCCGUAUGUGUUCAUCGCAGAUGACAAAAUGGCCGAGAACAGGCCGCGUGAACCCCGCCGGAGGAGCUGCCCUGGCCACAGGCCUGGUCAUCUGGGUUACCUCCCUCCCCCCAGUGAGGAGGAAGAACUUCCACCUGUUCUACUCGGCCCACCAUCUACACGCCGCCUUCCUGGUCUUCUUCCUCCUCCACGGCGGUGAUCGGCACUUCUACACGGUCUCAUCAGGGGCUCUUCUCUUCGCCCUAGAUAAGCUCGCACGAGUGAUCGGAUCCAGGCCGGCUGCCUCCAUGGUUUCAGCGAAGAUCCUCCCCUGCAGGGCGAUCGAGCUCACCCUUUCCAUAAAAGGUAACAACUCUGAGCCAAAGAGCUAACUCCAUUCUGACCUCGCCGGCACCGCCUUUUCCAUCAUAAAUGCGCGACUUUGCAGGCCUGGACUACACCCCGACCAGCUUCAUGUUCAUCAACGUUCCCGUCAUAUCCAGGUUUCAGUGGCACCCUUUCAGCAUAACCUCGAGCUCCGCCAUGGGCGGCGACAGGGUUUCCUUCGUGAUCAAGUGCAAUGGCCGGUGGACUGGUUCACUCUACAGCAAGAUCAAAUCCAUACAGAACUCAGACCCCGCCGCCCUCAGAUCCUUCGCCGUGGCUGUUGAGGGCCCUUACGGUCCGCCAUCCCUUCCCUACGAAAGGUGUGUACAUAUAUAGUAAUUCAGGAUUUUUGUAGUGUGAGUAGUUUGAUAAUUCAUGGUGGUCUUCUUGGAAGGUACGAUGCUCUGAUCCUGGUGGCCGGCGGGUCGGGUAUAACCCCAUUUCUGAGCGUCCUCCGGGAGAUCUCCGCCGGGCGAGCCGGGUCGCCGGCGAGGGUGGGGCUGGUGUAUUGCGUGAGGAGGGCGGAGGAGCUCGCCAUCCUGGGCUCGGUGUCGCACCUGCUGCUGAAGAAGAAGAAGAACGGGUUCCCGGGGCUGGUGAGGGUGAAGAUCUUCGUCACUAGGGAGGGGAACUCCUCCGGCGUCUCCGCCAGGGAGCUCAUCGAAGCGGCGUCUCAGCAGACAUCGACCAUCGUCUCCGGCGAGGAGAGCGCACCGACGACAACCGCUCAAAGCCCGAGCUCGUUAGGGUUCCGGUCUACGGCGGCGGUCACCGGAUUUGCCUCCGUCGUCUUCCUCGCCGCCCUCGUGGGCCUGAGCCAUGGCUUCCUGCCUCCCCCAGGGUCUCCCAACGGUUCGUCGUUGGCCACUGACCUCGUCGUCCUCGCCGCCUUCGCCAUCGCCGCCGGCUGCGGCGGCGCCCUGGCGAUAGCCCUUGUGAGGAGAACGAGCCCGCAGAAGGACGUCCCCGCGCUCUGCCGGAGCCAUGGCGAUACCGACAGAGAAUCGCAGUCCGAGAAUGAACGGGCCCCCGACGGAGAACCUGAGAUAUCAUUCGGAAAUCGGCCAGAUCUUCAGGGUAGACUACGAUCAUAUUUCCACAGUUUAUACCCAUCUAUCGAUCGUGGUACAUUUUAUUAAAUAAUCUGGCUGAUCGUCUUAUUUGAUCGGAGUGGGCCUUGCAGCGGCGGUGGAGGAUCUACGCGGAACGCUCGGAGCAUUUAACCUGGGGGUGUUCGUCUGCGGUCCGGACUCCAUGCAGGAGGCGGUGGCGGAGUUCUGCAGGACCCACCGGAGCUCCGGCGAGGGCCGCGAAGCGUGGAAGCACAUCCUGGACUUCCACUCCAUUAAGUUCUCUCUGUAG